ACUCACUCACUCACUCAUCCUCACUUGUUCGGGAGCAAUGAGUAAGACAGUCCACUCCGACCCCAAGCUGCUGUCUGUUGGUCCCCUAAGAGAGUGUAACGACCUGGAGAAGAGGGAAGUGGAGCUGAUUUUGGUGAAGGAACGCAACGGCGUUCAGUACACGAACGCGGCUCUGGUCCGCGGCGCCUCUGCCCAGUGCCCCUCCACCGAGGACAAGGAUGUGGGCAGAGAGGUUUGGGGUAAGAAGAUCGACUUCUUGCUGUCGGUGGUUGGCUUUGCGGUGGAUUUGGCCAACGUCUGGCGGUUCCCUUUCCUCUGCUACAAGAACGGAGGCGGUGCAUUCCUCAUCCCUUACUUGUUCUUUCUGUUAAUCGCUGGAAUGCCCUUGUUUUACAUGGAGCUAGCAUUGGGACAGUACAACCGAGAGGGUGCUGCUACUGUCUGGAAAAUCUGCCCCAUCUUCAAAGGUGUGGGCUACGCUGUGAUACUAAUAGCCCUGUAUGUUGGGUUUUACUAUAAUGUCAUCAUAGCCUGGUCUCUGUACUAUCUCAUCUCUUCAUUCACAAUGGACCUUCCAUGGGCAAACUGCAAUAACGUUUGGAACACUCAAAACUGCACUGACCCAAAGCUCCUCAAUGACUCAAUAUUUGGAAAUAUAACCAAGUAUUCAAAACAUAAAAUCACACCAGCUGCAGAGUACUAUGAACGUGGAGUUCUCAAUCUGCAUGAGAGUGCGGGAAUCCAUAACCUGGGAUCGCCACGAUGGCAGCUCUCCCUCUGCCUCUUUGUUGUGGUCAUCGUUAUCUACUUCAGCAUCUGGAAAGGGGUGAAGACUUCAGGAAAGGUGGUGUGGAUCACAGCGACCAUGCCAUACAUGGUGUUAUUUGUGCUGCUGAUUCGGGGAAUCACACUGCCGGGUGCAAUGAAUGGAAUCAAGGCCUACCUGAGCAUCGACUUGGACCGCCUGAAGGAAGCUCGGGUUUGGAUUGAUGCCGCCUCUCAGAUCUUUUAUUCCCUUGGAGCUGGAUUUGGAGUUCUUAUUGCGUUUGCCAGUUAUAAUAAAUUCAAUAAUAACUGCUACAGGGAUGCUAUUCUCACCAGCUCCAUUAACUGUGUGACCAGCUUCUUCUCAGGAUUCGCAAUUUUCUCUGUAUUGGGCUACAUGGCAUUCAAGCAUGGAGUUGACAUUGCUGAGGUAGCAACAGAUGGUCCAGGUUUAGUGUUUGUUAUUUAUCCUGAAGCCAUCUCAACUCUGCCAGGGUCAACUUUUUGGGCUAUUAUGUUCUUCAUAAUGCUGCUGACUUUGGGAAUUGACAGCUCAAUGGGAGGGAUGGAAGCAGUUGUUACUGGAAUUACGGAUGACUUCAAAAUUCUGAAGAAGCAUCGGAAGCUUUUUAGCUUUGCGACUGCAGCAGUCACGUUCCUGGCGGCAUUGGUUUGUAUCACCAACGGUGGAAUUUAUGUGUUUACAAUGUUGGACCAGUUUGCUGCAGGGACGUCUAUCCUUUUUGGAGUAUUAAUAGAAGCCAUUGGAGUCUCAUGGUUUUACGGAGUUGACAGAUUCAGUGAAGAUAUUGAGAGAAUGAUGGGUUCCAAACCGGGUCUCUAUUGGAGAAUCUGCUGGAAGUUUGUUAGCCCAGCAUUUUUACUGUUUGUAGUGAUUGUCAGCAUCGUGAAGUUCAAGCCUCUAACCUAUGAUGAGUACGUAUUUCCAAACUGGGCAAAUCUUAUUGGAUGGGGAGUUGCAAUGUCUUCAAUGUUACUGGUGCCAGUCUAUGCCAUUUACAAACUGCUGUCGGUUCCUGGGACCUUAAAGGAGAGAAUAGCCUACUGCGUCACUCCUGAAAAUGAACAUUAUCUUGUCAAACAGGGGAAAGUGCGACAAUUUAAACUCAAGCAUUGGCUCACGAUAUGACAGCUGAAAAAAAACUUUACAGGGGACUCACUGCAAUGGGUGAAGAAACAACAAACUCCUGGAUUUUGAACACUUUUUUUCUAUUGAAGUGGCGGAGAUGUCAGAUUCCAUUAUCAAUACAACUCAGUGGUGUGUCUGUCCUAUAGCAGUGUGGCUGGCUUUUACCUCCUGACUUCUGUGGCUAAUUGUACAGGAGUGUGGGGGAUUGCUGCUGGCUAUCUGCCACUGAUUGUGUACCUUUGGAUAUCUCCACUUCUUUCCUUAGCAACAUGCACACAGGGAUUUGGUUUGGAAUUCAAAAGCACCUGCGCGAGCAAUAUCACCUGGCACGCUUUCUUCUCAUUGCAUCGAAGGUUUAAAACAAAAAGAGUAGUUUGUUUGCAUUAAAAAAACGUCCCACAGUUAUGAGCUGGCCCAGAACUCCACUCCCUGGACUAACACUGCUUUGCCUACAAAGAUAUUCAUCUAUAUCAACCAAAUUAUCUUCAGCUAUAUUAUAUAUUCAAGUUCAUAAGUGUAUAAGAGGUCAGUUUCUCUCGCCUAACUGUGGCUCCUCACAAGACUAAUUCCCUGGUGCAUCCGAAGCCUUAAAUUUUGCUAAAUGUAGCUUCCACUUUUGAGUUGUCAUGAGAUAUUUUGAAAGGAAUUUUCCCCCCUCAAUACCCACGCUACCUUCCUUCCGUCAUAGCAUCAAGCUGUUUUUCUUUAAAAGAGAGUGUUGCAGGAGGCACCUGUAAAUAUCACUUCCUGUGCACGCAUUCCAUGUGCAGGAAGCACCACUGAAGGCAGCCAUUUAGUGGGACCUGGUUUAUAUCACUGAGUCUGGGGUAUUGAACCCAGCCAAUGAAGUUUUGUGAUAUUAGAAGAAAAUGUCUCAACUUAGUUCCUAUAGUUUCAAUAUAAGUGACAAAUGUUAAUGAUACAAAAAGGCCUUCAUGACAAUAGUCUCAAUCUGUGUAUAAAUAUGGCUAAAAGUAUUGCAUUAUUUAGUAUUAAUGGGUCUUAUAAAUACUUAAGAACUAAAAUAUCACUAAUAAAUAGGCUAGAACUAAGUGAGGGUGUAACAUGGCCUUCCCCCUCACCCAUUCUUCCAGUUGGAGGAAAGUCCUGAACAGAUUACCCUUGAAAUCCAAAGGUUCUCGAGCAUCAACUGUAGAAAUUUCAUCCCUCCCUAAGUCUCCACUAGUCAGUGUGAAGUCGCUUUCUUCCACAGACUAUCUUUCUGAUCCCAGCAGCACUGUGUCCUGUGCAGUAUUUCUCUCAGUCUCCACCUACCCCUCCGUACUUCAGUAUUGUUCCAAGCAAGUAUUUAUCCAUUUUUUAAAAAGAAGUUAAUUUGACAGAGCAUCGGCUGCAUUUGUUGUGUAGGUGUGUGUGUGUGUACCAUCUAUGUGUGGGGGGAAAAUAAUGUAUCCUAAUCUUUAGCAAUGAACUGUUUUCCGAAUAUGCCUCAAACCGCAAUGAAAACAUCAAUGGAGUUAAUUGAGGCAUUUUCAUUACCAGUGUCCUUUGCAGUUGCUUAAAGGUUGGAAAUGUUGAUAAGCAUUUGGAACCGUUAGCGCGUCAGAUUUUCUUCAUAAAUGUGUUUAGUUCCGUUUCUUGAACUAUGUCCUUUCAAACAACACUUCAAGCUUUAUCGUGUCAGCUAAACAUUUUCCAAAGCAAACUGAUGACCAAAAAAAAACACACGGAUAAUUUUACUGAGUAGUUUUCUUCCACUGUUUUUGUAUAUUUUUUUAAAAAUAACUCAUUGAUUUUCUUAGGUUAGACAACUUUUAGCAUUAAAAUCUUAUGCAUUAAGAUUUUUUAAAGCAUCUUGUACAUAAUAGUUUCUAAAUUGUAAUCAGUUGUAUGAAGUGAAGGAAAGAAUAUUAAUCUGUCUGUAUUAAAAAUGAGUAGUAUUCAAGUAACAGUAAUGUUCUUCUUAUAAAGAUCAUUGCAACUAUUUCUGUGUUACAUGUUUUCAUAUGUUAAAUACACAAAUGUAUUUAUCAGAAGUGUUUAUAAAAUGUGAUUGUAAAAUCUAUAUUUUAUUGUAUACCUACUGUUACAUUUGGUCAUGUGCUUUUGUGUAAAUAUGAACUGUUUGGAAGUGUAUUAUAUUGAAUUCCAAAAUAUUAAGAUAUAAUAUUGUGUACAUUCCAAGUUCUGUUUAAAGUGAGUGAAAACUUAUAUACAGUAAUGUAGUAAAAUACGCACAAUGUAACAAUAAAGUGUAUGCCCAUCUGUUAA
Molecule: messenger RNA, 4147 nt
Organism: Callorhinchus milii (elephant shark)
Lineage: Eukaryota; Metazoa; Chordata; Chondrichthyes; Chimaeriformes; Callorhinchidae
Gene: slc6a2
Product: solute carrier family 6 member 2
Exons: 14
Coding region: 38-1915 (625 amino acids)
Biological process (GO): sodium ion transmembrane transport; dopamine uptake involved in synaptic transmission
Cellular component (GO): presynaptic membrane; neuronal cell body membrane; plasma membrane
Molecular function (GO): neurotransmitter:sodium symporter activity; norepinephrine:sodium symporter activity; dopamine:sodium symporter activity
Source: RefSeq, a predicted model, not a curated record